AAGUCGAGCACAGUGGAGAGUGUUUUCUUUUUUCAAUCGUUUGCAAUCACGAUAAAUUGAGUGAGGGGCUACCGACUGACAUCGAUUCAAGAGCGGAUUUAAUGUAGUAUUGCAAAAAGAAAUAUGCUUGAAAAAAUACUUGGAUAAAUAAAAAGGCUGGUUUCGGUGGGGAAAUAAACAAUCGUUUAUUUCACGUUGAAAGGUCGAGUUGAGGAUUGAACGGAAACGUGAUUCUGGAUAUGAAAUGGGCAGCGAAGACUUGAAAGAACAAAAACUUCUCGGGUGUUGUAAGAGUGAGAGAGACGGCGAAGGAAGAAAAAAUGGAGUUGAGCCCGUUUCACGGUGACAAUGGAAAAAUAUCUCCAAGGUAGAAUAAAAUCAGAAUUGAGGGAAAAGUGAAAAAGACGGCAGUAAGGGUGAAAGAAAAAAAGUUGUUGCGGCUACGGGAGUGAACGGUGGGAUAAAUGUUGGUCGGGAGAGGAAGAAAGAACGGAAAAGGGGCAGUAUUUGGGCUCGUGUCAAAUAAAAUAUCAAAGUGUCAGAAAAAUUUGGGAGUUUGUGAAUUUCUGUACGGAAAUUGGCUUACUCCGGGAUUCCGGUUCCGGAGCUCCGUACAACUUGAUCGAAAGACACAUGCGUCCUUGCAAAACGAAUAUACUUCGGCAUUGCAAGAGACGAAAAUCAUUAAAUAUUUUUCAAUAGAGACUUUAUUAUUUGGUUCGUUAACGAGUCAGCCACUCGUGAUAUCGUUCCACCGCGAUUGAAACGCGGAAUCCUUCUUAUAGCGAAGAUAAAGAAAGACAAGAAAAAGCCAAGGUCACGGGGCAAUUGAAAUUUGAUGGUCGCAGAAAAGUGAAAUGUCGGUGAGCGAUCGCGAAGCAUUUGAGGCCUUCUGGCGGUCACUCAGCCACGAAAAUCUCACGGAAGCUGAGUAUCUCGAUCGGAUAUUGGGACCGAAAUAUUUGCCCAUGAGACUUGUAUUACCCCUGACACUCGUCUACGUAACUAUAUUCAUAACAGGAAUCAUCGGUAACGUCAUUACAUGCACAGUUAUCAUCAAGAACACGACUAUGCACACGACUACCAACUACUAUUUAUUCAGUCUGGCCAUAUCGGAUCUUACGCUGCUUAUACUUGGUUUGCCCAACGAACUGAGUAUUUUCUGGCAACAAUAUCCGUGGCCUCUGGGUGUGGGAUUGUGCAAGAUUAGAGCUUUCGUUUCGGAAAUGUCUUCGUACGUUUCCGUACUAACAAUAGUUGCAUUUUCGUUGGAGCGUUAUCUCGCCAUAUGUCAUCCUCUCCGGGUUUACGCGAUGAGAGCGAUGAAGAGACCGACUCGUUUCAUCUUUGCUGUGUGGCUCAUAGCUCUUGUCUCAGCUUUGCCUUUUGCGGUUUACACGACUGUUAAUUACGUCGAGUAUCCACCCGGUUCAGGCAAAAUCUCUCUCAACUCGGCAAUAUGCGCUAUGUUGUUGCCCGAAAUGCCAGUUCUUCCGCUCUACGAACUCAGCUGUUUUAUAUUCUUCAUUCUUCCGUUGUGCGUUAUUAUUGUUCUUUAUACGAGGAUGGGACUGAGAAUCCGUAGCAGCGCGAAAGAUCACAGCGGAGCUGCAAAGGCAUCGGCGCAUUGGGAUUCGAAACAAGUGCAGGGACGAAAAAUCGUUGUUAGAAUAUUGAGCGCUGUCGUCAUAAUGUUCUUCAUCUGUUGGGCCCCGUUUCAUGCUCAACGAUUACUCUACGUUUACGCCAAGGAGGCGGAUUAUUAUCCCGAUUUAAACGAAUGGCUGUACAUACUGAGCGGAUGUCUCUACUAUUUCAGCACGACGGUCAAUCCAAUACUCUACAAUCUUAUGAGUGCUCGAUAUCGCAAAGCGUUCCAGAAAAUCGUAUUCCGAUGUCGUGGCAAAGUAAAAACAGCCCCAAAGCCGAAGAGACAAAAAUUGGCUGCAAAGAACCCGGAUUUGUGCAGAUUCACGAUCAAUCAGACCAACGGAAUAUUUGGAUUCAGCUCGGCUCUGCGAGAUCCUCAAGGAGUUGCUAAAAAUUCGAUCGGCUCUACUCAUGCACACGAGGCAGAAAUUAACACCCCCUUGGACAAGCCACUCCUAUAUUCGAAAUACCCCAACGUCGAAGAGCUGUCGAGUUUCGAAAGUGCUUCGUCGCAACAGAAGAAGCUGCAACAGACAAUGUCGACAGCAAGCAGCUCUUUGUAAAAACUUUCCACGAAAACACUACUUCACGAUAAAAUUUGUAUACAAUCCGUAUUUCCAUUCUUUGACCAUAAUUUUUUAUUAUUUUUUAAAUAUAUUUCCCAAGGAAGGAAGUUCGACGUUACUUUUUUGAAAAAUUCUAAAUGGAACAAAUUUUGGCGCCGUGAUGAAUAAAACAAUUAUUAUUGUCAUUAUUACUGCAAAAUAUAUAAAUCGAAUGAUUUAUUUGAUCGAUGUUGCCAUCGAAAUCUGGUCUCGCUGAAUUGUUGUAAUUGUAGCACAAACUAGCGAGGUCUCCUCAAAAUGAUGCUCCCUGAAUUUGCAACCAUGCAAUCUCAAUAACUAUAUCUCGAUUGAGUUAGAAUCGAUCAGACCACUCAUCGGUUAACUCAUAAAUCCCCGAGCGGACGACACUUUCUGAUGGUGCUGUUCCAUUGAAGCAUUAGAUGGGGAAUUUUUUCAAUUGAUUUAGUUGUUAGAAUAAGAAAGAAUGCUGGGACAUCGGUUUCCAAAAUGUUUUCAAGCGCAAUUUUUCGGUCCUUUAUUUCUCACGUUCAAUUGGAUUUUUUUUUUUACUUUAUAAAAUAAUUUUAGAUUUUUUUAACCAUAAUGUUUUUUCAUGAUUUGUGAAAAUUUUUUCGAAUUAUUGUGUUGAAAUUAUUUACAGUUGGUUUCAUAAUUUCUUUUUAUGGAAUUUUUCUUACUCUUUUUGUGAUCAGGAAACAAGGGUCCAUCAAUGUACUUGUCUCAACCUUUUUUCCCCUAUUAAAACUUGGUGGAAUUGCAGUUGCUUAUAUCGUUCAGUUUUUCCACGAAACGUUGGAAGUAAAGAAUUGAGAAUUCUGCUGCCUUUUCCGCUCGCACUAUAUCUUAAAAAUGUACGUUACCGCGCUGAGCUACCACCGAAUGAGUAAAAAAAUAUUCGUUUCCACGUAAAUCAUCUUUUUGAAAUGUAUUUAAAAAAACAAAAUACUCAUAAAUUUUAUUUCAAAAUAUUGAUGGGGAUUAAUACCUUUUUUCUAUUUUUGGUCUUUUCGUGCCACGCGCCAUAGAAGUGAUAGCAAAGAAAAAGUGAACCCGAUGAAUUGUGUUAUAUGCAACAGAUGCUUUUUUGGCGGUUGCAGAUGUCGGUGUACCGGAUUGAAAAUAUAUGUAUAACGCGAAAUUGCCUGAUAAUGGGUAAUUCUCAAGCUUCAUCGUCAGUGAAUUUGACUUGAAUAAAGACAUCAAUAAAAACUGAAGUUUCGGAGAUAUUGAUGCUACAGCGAAAAGUAGUCCACGUCAAACCAUCUUGGUAAUUAUUUUAUUUAUUUGAAGAAAAAAAGAUUAUCUCAACAUGAAUUUCGAAUCUUUGUAGUUAGAAUUAGAGCGUUUUUCACAAUUUCAAUAGUCGAUAACAGAUUACAAUGAAAUUGGAAACAGUCUGAAACAAUCGGCGAACCGAUCUAUGUAAGGUUAGUUACAGAAUAUUCUUUUUGUGUUUUCCAAAUUUGCAUUAACCUUCAUUCGAUCGCGAUAGCGAAGAAAAUAUGUCAAAAUUUUUGCCAGAUGUGAAACGUAAAAAACUCAUUUCUAACCUAAACUUUUCGUCAAAAAUAUAAAAUCGAAUUUGUUUUUCUAGUAUUCAGUCUAAUAUGGGGAGGUUAACGCUCACGCAUUUGGCUUUUUAUAUACUGAGAUUUGUAUGGUUCACCGGCGAAAUAUUCAUGGAUUUAAUGCUUUGUUUACUGGACACCUUUUUCGGAAAAUUAUCUAACCUCAGAUUAGGCACAAAAGUAAUGUAUAUGUCAUCUAAAAUAAAGUGAUUUUAUAUAAUA
Molecule: messenger RNA, 4027 nt
Organism: Venturia canescens
Lineage: Eukaryota; Metazoa; Arthropoda; Insecta; Hymenoptera; Ichneumonidae
Product: neuropeptides capa receptor-like
Exons: 5
Coding region: 858-2213 (451 amino acids)
Biological process (GO): neuropeptide signaling pathway
Cellular component (GO): plasma membrane
Molecular function (GO): neuromedin U receptor activity
Source: RefSeq, a predicted model, not a curated record